This is a messenger RNA of Cladocopium goreaui, 987 nucleotides long. The record is from the annotation of a GenBank genome assembly. Lineage: Eukaryota; Dinophyceae; Suessiales; Symbiodiniaceae.
AUGAUUGGGAGAGAUAGGGCCCACGCCUGCCAGAGGUUACUUCGACACCCAUGGAAAGCGGAGACUGCAAUCAAAACUUUGAUGGAGGAGACCGUGCUGGGGAAGAAUUCCGUGUGCCAGAAGAUUUGGAACAGUACCACGUAUUCUGCUUGGUUUGCGGACUCGGUUUCCGGCAGCGAAUUUUCGAGAGGCCAAACAUUGCCAGCAGCUAAGCAUCGCUUUUGCUUUUUGAGCAAGCCUUUGGGACGCUUCAUCCUUCACCUGGACGCAGUAGCAGAGACACUAUACAAAAUCGCUGCCAUGAAAGGAACUGAGGCAGCACAGUGGGCAACAGACUGGAUGGAUGGCUGCACCUCCACCAGUGUCCUAACUUUGGCCAUGCGUGCGGACAUCGGAGCUGCCGCGGUGGAUUUAACACGAUUCUUCGACUCUGAAGAGAUGGACAUAGCAGAGAUCAAUUCCGAAGUGGCUGUUUUUAUGCAGAGUUUGCAGGUUUUGUUUGCUGACGAGCAAUGCUGGAACUUGCAUGACUACACGAAGCAUUGUGCUGAAGUGCUGCACAAUGGGAAACUUCUUUUCUUCUACAAUGGUGUGGCUAAGCGGCUCGGAGGGAGCAAUUUGGAAAGUGCCAAGAGGGCUGCCUUGCAGCACAUGCGGAAAGUGAUCAAAGUACGUGAAGACGCUGUGAGAUCAGAGUUCCCAAGUUUUGAUGGCAUGAUGGUGUUUAGUGUUUUUAACUUGAAGGAAGAUGUUGGCUGCCCCACGUCAUCCAUGCUGCAAGACAUGAUUCCAGGAAAAAAACAUUAUCCCAAAACAUGCGACAGCUUGGAAAGGCUUUCACUCAUUUUCCAAGUUUCCAGAGACAAGUUGAUUGCUGAAUAUGAAUACCUACAUAGAGUCGCCAGUGCUCACAUGAAGUCCGCUGGGGUUUCAACAGAGAGUCUUGGCAAUGGGCCUGGCGCAAAUGCAGCAGCAGGAAAGACAUGA